UUUCUUGUUCAACUCCGCUUCCGAGUUCCGACAAUCAAACACCACUUCGCCGCCUACUCUGUUCAGCUUAGCUGCUUACUACCGCAAUUGGAUGCCGGAGCCGGAGAUGCAUACGUCGAGUUUGAGUUUCUGUCAGAAUCUCGAAUCUAAUUCUCUCCUGCUCAGGUGAUACUGCUCUCGUUCUUCGAAAUCCUCGAGCUUCUCGAAUUUGAGAAUUAUGCUUCUUUGAUUCCUAGGGUUUGUUAGAAUAGCUAAAUCGGUUAAGAAAUUAGCGAAUUUGGGGUUAGGGUUUUGUUUUUUUUUGUUUUCCUUUCAUGGGUUCUUGUUCUGUGUAGUUGGGCAAAGAAUUAUAAGAAUUUGGGGAAUUAGGGUUUGUUAGGUUAGAUUCUACGAGAUGAAAGGAAGGUCGUAUCGGUUCUCAAGCACGGAGCAUCACGAGGAUUGGGUUGAUGGAUCCUGGACCGUCGAUUGCGUCUGUGGUGUGAAUUUCGACGAUGGAGAAGAGAUGGUGAAUUGUGAUGAUUGUGGGGUUUGGGUUCAUACUCGGUGUUCACGUUACGUUAAAGGAGAGGAGCUUUUCACUUGCGACAAGUGUAAGAGCAAGAACAACGUUAACGACAUCGAGGAGACCGAGGUUGCUCAGCUAUUGGUUGAAUUGCCCACCAAGACCUUGAGGAUGGAGAAUUCGUGUACUCGUAAUGUACCUCUGAAGCGUCCUUUUAGGCUUUGGACCGAGAUCCCGACAGAAGAGAAGGUUCAUGUGCAAGGAAUCCCUGGCGGUGAACCGUCUCUCUUUGAAGGGUUGUCUUCUGUUUUCUCCAGGGAGCUGUGGAAGUGCACAGGUUAUGUGCCGAAGAAGUUUAACUUCAAGUUUAGAGAGUUUCCUUGCUGGGAUGAGCAAGACAAGGAGGAGAACGGUGCAGGAGUUUUGUUUUCUAUGUCCAAGGAAAAUUUGAUUGCUGCUCCUGCGAGUGCUUUGGUUGCAAUGAAGAGCCUUGAUUAUAAAGGAAAGCUUGGUUGUGCAAAAGAUGGUAAUAGUUGGGACUCUGGCGAAGCGGAGAUGAGACGUUCCCAGGGUGGUAUGAAGAAGGAUAAGAGGUUGCUUCGUCCUUUGAUUACAAAUAAACGAAGAAAAGAACUGUUUGGAGCUUCCAAAGAGCGGAUGAAGAAGAAGGUUGACGUUGCAGACAAAGAAGAGGAUGGUGAUAAGAAAGGUUUUGUCUGUAAAACAGCGAAUCGACCUACCAGCAAUUCUAAACCAUCAGAAUCUCGUAAGGAGAUAGAACCAGAAGGUGUUACUAGCGACGUUGGGGUCACAAAGCUUGAGAAGUCCAAGAAAGCUGCUUUUGAAGGAUCUGCUGAUGGUGGCCUUGCUCAGAAAAUUGGCGGUGAUGAAUCUGGUAAUACAGAAAUUGGUGUUGAAUGCUCCAGAGAACAGAAUCUUUCUGACGUUCAUGCUAAUGGUGCUGGAAAACAGGAAGAGAAAGCUGGUCAUCAUUUCCGAAUUGUGCUUAAGAGCUCUGCAACUAAUGAUCUUUCCGUUGGCGGAGGAAAAGAUGUUCCAAACAAUGAGGCUAAUAAGGCGGAUGAGAGACAAGGGUCAAAAGCUGAUGCUCCAGAAGAUAAUGCAGUUAAUUCUCGUGAAAGUCUCCAGAAGCCUUCUUCUGGCUCCACGGUCGGUAUAACACGAGAAAUUGAGGAGAAAAUUUGUGAUGAUGUCUGCGGGAAAAUCGGUUCUAGGAACAAACUCCAAAAAGAACCUGCGGAUACUGGUACCGGUGGAUCCGGAGGUCACCAGACUCUGGAUCCUACUGUUUCUAAAGCUUCGGGGACCUCGAUAUCUCAAAUCUCUGGGGCUUCUGACUUAAACAAAAUGACACCAAGCAGUUCACUUCCUGAUGAUCACAAACCGCAGCCUCUUGAUACUGUAUCAGAAGGAAUAAGUAGUGGCAAUAAUGGUAGAAAUAUUGAAUUAAAGCGAGAACUGGUGGUUUCUGAAUCAGGAAAAGAUGUUUUGGAAACGAACCCUGGAUUUCAAGAGCCAUCAAAGCCUUGCAGACCUGUUCCGCACACAUUUUCAGUAUAUGGCAGACCUAAGAUGGUAGUAUGCAUUGGAAAACCAUCGUCUAGUUCAGCCGCGGAAAAGUCUACUAGGUGUGAUGACAACCCUAAGCCUUCAACUUCCAGAAAUUCUAUUCCUGGCUCGAAGCAACAACCAAGUGGUGGUGAUGCUAAUGCUAAUGCUAAUGAUGAGGACUGUGUUUCCAGUGAUGCGAUCCGAGGGAGAGAUGGAAAUGAUGAACCUUCAGAGAAAGCUUUGAAAGAACAUUCUAAAUUCUCUGUUACCUCUACGAAAUCGACACAGCAAAACCGUUCUUCCCAUUCUUCAUCUUCCAAGACUAGAGAGUCUUCCUCUUCUUCAAAGGCAUCUUCAGCAGCUCGGCUUAAUGGUAGUACUUCCGAGGCAACUGCUAAACCUUCGCUUUCAGGGACCUCCCAGAAAAAUGAAAAGCCUGGACAAUCAAUAAUGCAGUCAUCGUCUAAGAACCCUGUGCAAUCUAUAAUAUCCCUUACUCCAAAUCUGAGCGAUGAAGAGCUUGCGUUAAGACUGCACCAUCAGCUCAACAGUUCUCCUCGAGUUCCUCGUGUCCCACGCAUGAGACAGCCUGGUAGCUUGCCCCUGUCUCCAACCGCUACUAGUUUUAAGCGCACUUCUAGUUCUGGUAGCAAGGAUCACGCAACGUUUUCCAGAAGGAAAAACAAGGAUGCAUCAAAAGACGGUUUACGCAGUUUUCGUGAUGAUGAUAGAUGUAGUACGAGGAGUACCAAAACGCGUCACUCUCCUGAUUGGAGGACACAACAAGACAGUGGAAGCAGAGGGAGUUUUUGUACCAAAGGGGAAGAAAAUGAAACCCCGAAAACCUCUUACUCUUCUCGGAAAGUACUUCUCCCGCCAAACUCGACUACAAGCACAAGCAGCGGACCGAGUUCUUCCAACGACUUGAAUGAGCAUAAUAAGCCUUCUCCACACAGUUCUCCAAGGAAUAAUGGUACUCCAGUGCAUCGAACUUUGCCAGGGUUAAUCAAUGAAAUCAUGAGCAAAGGCAAGAGGAUGACAUAUGAGGAGCUCUGCAACGCAGUCUUGCCGCACUGGCCUCACUUGAGGAAACACAACGGAGAGAGAUAUGCCUAUUCAAGCCAUUCACAGGCUGUUCUUGAUUGCCUAAGGAAUAGGCAUGAAUGGGCUCGUCUGGUUGAUCGUGGCCCUAAGACGAAUUCAGGCAAAAAGAAACGGAGGCUUGAUGCAGCAGACGAGGAGUCAGAUGAGAACGAAAGCAGCAAAGGAGGAGUUAAGCGAAAUCAUCAAAAUCACUCUCAAGGAGAAGAGUUUCCUAAAGGCAAAAGGAAAGCAAGAAAACGAAGAAGGCUCGCUCUUCAAGGAAAAGGCAUCAAAACGCUGAGAAAGAAGAGAAACCAAGAAGAAGAAGUGAGCGAAGAAGACGAGGAAGGUGCGUUCUCGGACACAAGCGAGGAGAGUGUCUUCUGCGAAGAAGAAGGAGAAGAAGAGGUCCCCACCACUACUGCUGCUGGUAGAGAAGUCUCUGCUAGUAGCUCUGAGGAACCUCAAGCCACUUCAUGACUCUUCUCUCUCUUUUCUUUAUGUGAUAUAUAGAAGUGUAUAUGUGUAUGCAUUAUAUAGUUUUGUGUAUUUACUAAAAAGCUUCUCUUGUCGGGGAUCAGCCGAUCAGAGAUUUGUAGAAAACACAGAUAAUCGCCUCUUUUCUCAAUAUAGGCAAUAAUAAUAAUUUUUGUGCUUCUUUUAAAA
Molecule: messenger RNA, 3826 nt
Organism: Eutrema salsugineum
Lineage: Eukaryota; Viridiplantae; Streptophyta; Magnoliopsida; Brassicales; Brassicaceae
Product: flocculation protein FLO11
Exons: 7
Coding region: 395-3640 (1081 amino acids)
Source: RefSeq, a predicted model, not a curated record